Penicillium oxalicum is the source of this 1422-nucleotide messenger RNA. Its product is annotated as SWIRM domain-containing protein. The transcript is spliced from 2 exons. Gene Ontology annotation, cellular component: nucleus; SAGA-type complex. The record is from RefSeq and is a predicted model, not a curated record. Gene Ontology annotation, molecular function: protein binding; transcription coactivator activity; chromatin binding. Bases 1 to 1422 code for a protein of 473 amino acids. Gene Ontology annotation, biological process: chromatin remodeling; regulation of transcription by RNA polymerase II. NCBI's taxonomy places the organism in Eukaryota, Fungi, Ascomycota, Eurotiomycetes, Eurotiales, Aspergillaceae.
AUGUGGGAAAUCAUGCGACAAGAAUUCAUGCAACAGGUCAUUGACAGAUCUGAUUGGCGGGUGGCAGCCUCCCCCAAAAGCAACGAGGAUCGAUUGACGCCCGUCGCUGCGCGGCCUGACCAAGGAUGGGAGGCCCGCCCGAUCGAUGGACCCAAAGGCGAGCUGCGGGAUCUCUCAUCAUCGCGGGUUGGUAAUGUUUCCAACCUCUGGCCUCAGGUCGCCACUGCACUCGCAAGGACCAUCAACACAGCAUCAACAACAACGAACGGGCCACUCCCCUUCUUACUCUUCCAUCAUGAGCCGCCUCCCAGUGUCGAGCCUCAUGUCUCCUCCCGAGCCAAAGUCGUUGGACAGCUUUCACCCCGCGUCCCCCAUGACCAAAGCGGAUCCCGCAUCUAUGGCCUCGAUGGGGAGGUCCUGAAGCUUCCCCCCAUCUCUGCGGAUCGCAAGCGCACUCAGUCCGAGAUGGAUCUGCCCUCGCCCCCUGUGACUCCAUACACGGGUGCCAACAAGAAGCGGCGCUCGCAGACGGCCGAGCAGAUCGAAGCAGAGAUCGAGGCCAACGCAUCGCGCGACCCCGUGCUGUUCCCUCGCCAGGACUCCAUCGCCCCCGAAGAGCCUCCUCUCUUUGGGCCCAUGGCCCCGCCGGCAGCCGAAGCGUUAGUCGAGCAACACAUUGAUUCGCACAUGGCUCGCUUCGAGAACAAGCGCAAUCGCCCCACGCGCGAUGAAUAUCGCCUGGCCUUGUCCUGCGUUCCCAUCGUUUCGUCCCUCUACAACCGGAACCCAGCCGCCUGGGCCCGUGAGGAGCGCGAGACGCUCGAGCGUCAAUUGGCUCUGAUGAACCGCGCCCGUCCCGCUGGAGAGGCCGAGGUCAAGCUGAAGAAGCUCGCCCCGGCCCCCGCGAAGAAGGUCGUCGGAGGAGCUCCUCGGGUGCCUCGCCCUCGUGUCAAGCGUACCCCCAAGUCCACCCCCAAGCAGCAGACAUUGGACAGCUUCGAGAUGCCGUCCCCCCCGUCAGCCAGCAAGCCUCGUGUUAUUGGCACCAAUCGAGACGACACCGACUUCAAUGCCCUGCCGGACUUCUCGCCCCCAGUGGACACCCUGGGUGGCAAUGCUAAGGCCCUCAAGGCCGAUUGGAAAGGUCAGAUGCUGGAUCUGAGCCAGGACCCGGAUCGCCUCCUGCUGGGACCCGCCGAGCUCAAUUUGGCCUCCACCCUCCGCUUGUCCUGUGCCACCUACCUGUGCAGCAAGCGCCGCAUCUUCGAAGCUCGCGUGCGCGCCCUUCGAGUGGGCAAGGAGUUCCGCAAGACCGAUGCGCAGCAGGCCUGUAAGAUUGAUGUCAACAAAGCCAGCAAGCUCUGGACCGCCUACGACCGGGUGGGUUGGUUCAAGCCAGAGUAUUUCCGCCACUUGCCGUAA